Molecule: messenger RNA, 1563 nt
Organism: Alternaria incomplexa
Lineage: Eukaryota; Fungi; Ascomycota; Dothideomycetes; Pleosporales; Pleosporaceae
Exons: 1
Coding region: 1-1563 (520 amino acids)
Molecular function (GO): protein binding
Source: RefSeq, a predicted model, not a curated record
AUGGCAAAGAGAAAGAGAGAGAUCGCCGAGAGCGCCGCCAAGGCGAAGGCGCUGAAGAGCUCCAAGGGCGCUGCUGCCUCCACCACAAAACAGCCGGCGACCAAGGAAACGGCGAUCCGCAAUGGCAAGGAAGGUGCAGCCAACGGGAAGAUGGACCUGAGCAUGAGCAAACUCCAGAUCGAUUCCAUUGCAAAAAGCGAAGAUUCCGUCCCAGAUGUCACGACUGUGCAAGUCAUAACCGGCUCCUACGAGAGAGUUCUGCAUGGAUUCGCGGCAUCCAUCCCCAGCAGUCUCUUCACCGGACAGGAUGAUGCAUCGACACCUGAGACGGACAGGCCAAAAGUAGAUUUUACCGACACAUUUCUUUUCAACGCCCAUUCAUCCUCCAUCCGCUGUCUUGCCCUGUCUCCGCUCUCGAAUGAGACGUCCAAAAUCACGUUAGCUACAGGCAGCACCGAUGAGCGCAUCAACCUUUACUCCAUCUCGACCGCCCCCCCAGUCGCCUCAAAACUCAGACCAAAGCUGCCUUCUCUCCAUGGCGGCUCCAUUACUGAGAAUCCCAAGAACAAGGAACUCGGCUCAUUGCUUCACCACUCGUCAAACAUCACAGCCCUCUACUUCCCAACCAGGAGUAAGCUCCUCAGCUCCGCUGAAGACAGCACUAUCGCCAUCACGAGAACACGCGACUGGACUGCCCUCUCAACCAUCAAAGCGCCAAUACCGAAGCCCCAAGGCCGACCCAGUGGAGACACAGCCGGACCCGGUGAAGUACCCUCUGGAAUUAAUGAUUUCGCCGUCCACCCUAGCAUGAAGCUCAUGCUGAGCGUAGGCAAAGGCGAAAAGUGCAUGCGACUCUGGAACCUCGUAACAGGAAAGAAAGCCGGCGUGCUCAACUUUGACCGCAACAUCCUCACCGCCGUAGGCGAAGGGCGCUUCGCAUCCGGUGAGGGAAGGCGAGUCAUCUGGGACAAGGAAGGCGAGGAGUUCGCCGUGGGCUUCGAGCGCGGCAUCGUCGUUUUCAACAUCGAAUCCAAGCCAAAAGCAAAGAUUGCACCGACCCCGAGGACUAAGAUCCAUCAAAUGCACUACUUGCCGUCGGAGUCGCAUCCGGGCACGCUACUCGUCUCAACCGAGGAUGGCCGCGUUCUUCUCUUCGACACGAACACCACGAGACCGACUGAAUCGUCAGAGAAGAACAAAGACGAGGUUCCUGCUAGCAGAUUAGUCGCUCAAAUCGGUGGUCCAGCAGCAGGCAUGACAGGCCGUGUCAAGGACUUUGAAAUCGUCCAGCUCUCACAAACCAAUUUCCUCAUCGUCACUGGUAGCAGCGAUGGCACAGUGCGCUUCUGGUCCUUGAGCACGGACGAGCUGAAGAGUGAUGAUGCGGGCAAGGCAGAGGGUUUCACAGCGGCGCAGGUCGGCAAGUUGCUUGGAACCUCUUCGACUGGUACCAGGAUUACGUGUCUGAAGGCUUUCUCCAUGACGGGCAAGCCAGAUGAAGAGGAAGAAGAGGUCCUUGAGAAAGACGCAGAGAUGUCGAGUAGCGAGGAUGAUAGCGAGUAG